AUGUCGCAGCGCGUGGGGAAUACCUCGCUCGCCUUCUCGCGCAUCUGGCACCAUGUGGACGCGCGUGAGCGUGUCCUGGGCCGCCUUGCCCGCUCGAUUGCCGUGACGCUGAUGGGCAAGCACAAGCCGGUGUACGACCCCGCGGUCGACGCGGGCGACUAUGUCGUGGUCACCAACGCCUCGCACGUCGCCGUGACCGGCAAAAAGGCGGAGCAAAAGGUGUACAGGCACCAUACGAUGUACCCGGGUGGUCUUAAGGAGAUCCCGUUCAAGGCGAUGCUGCAGUCGAAGCCGGAAGAGAUCCUGCGCCGCGCUGUUUCGGGCAUGCUGCCCAAGAACAAGCUGCGCGAGCGGCGGCUCGAGCGCCUCAAAAUCUUUUCGGACAGUACCCACCCGUAUGAGGAAAACAUUGUCAAGCGCUACGACGUGCCGACCAAAAUGCAAUAG
Molecule: messenger RNA, 447 nt
Organism: Malassezia japonica
Lineage: Eukaryota; Fungi; Basidiomycota; Malasseziomycetes; Malasseziales; Malasseziaceae
Gene: MRPL23
Product: 54S ribosomal protein L23, mitochondrial
Exons: 3
Coding region: 1-447 (148 amino acids)
Biological process (GO): translation; negative regulation of translation
Cellular component (GO): mitochondrial large ribosomal subunit; ribosome
Molecular function (GO): mRNA binding; structural constituent of ribosome
Source: RefSeq, a predicted model, not a curated record